This is a messenger RNA of Tricharina praecox, 1818 nucleotides long. Its product is annotated as IEC3 subunit of the Ino80 complex, chromatin re-modelling-domain-containing protein. Bases 138 to 1709 code for a protein of 523 amino acids. Gene Ontology annotation, cellular component: nucleus; Ino80 complex. Gene Ontology annotation, biological process: chromatin remodeling. The record is from RefSeq and is a predicted model, not a curated record. NCBI's taxonomy places the organism in Eukaryota, Fungi, Ascomycota, Pezizomycetes, Pezizales, Pyronemataceae. The transcript is spliced from 4 exons.
CACUCACGCUUUUCACCCCCCCAAACAUCAACUACUGAACAAACCCGUCACCUGCGCCUACCGCCACCACGACGACGACAAUUAACCCCACCGCUUACGCACAACCGUCUGCCACGACGGCGCACAUACUGAUCGCCAUGUCUCAAGCCGAGCUACCCUCGGCGAAUGGCGGACCAGGUGCAAUGGGAGGUGCCGGUGGCAGCGGCUACAGCGAAGACAAAGCUCACCAAAAAUCCUACAAGAGAAAGUAUAGAAAACUUCGUCAUAAGUUUAAAGAAGUCAUGAGGCGCUCAGAUGAGCUGUUCCGGCAGGAGCAGCUGGCGAAACAGGCGAUUCGCAGGAUGCAGGAGGAAAACACUCGCGUCCUGGAUUUCCUCGUGGAUCUGAACGAGUGCUCGCAUAUUCCCAAGGAACGACGUCAUAACAUUGGGUCCCCGUCGCGUGCAACUCCGCCUCGUUUCCUCUCACCGGAGGUGUAUGUGGCUCGGUACGGCAAAUAUCCGGAGCCGGAAGAGAACGAUGAUGUGGAGAAGAUGGACCUCGACGCCGUAGCGACGGCGGCGGCGGAGGCGGAGGCGGCGGCUGUGGCUGCUACUAUGGCUGCUGCUGCUGCGGCGGCGACGGCGGAGGAGGAAGCGGCUCGCGAGGCUUUGAAGGAAUCACAGAGUAGGAAUGACAAUGAGAGCUCGGACGACGACGAUGACGACGACGACGAUGACGAGAAGACGCCGGCGACUGGCCGCGGCUCCAAGUACAAUAGUGACGAUGACGAUGGGGAUACCAGCGAGGCCUACCGCGAAGAGAUACGGGAGUGGAACUACACACGCGGCAUUGCAGGCACCCCACCUAAGUCGGUGCGCGAAAAGAUGAAAGCGGAUGCGGAGAACGUGCGGAAGGAGGCCGAACAGCAUGCGAAGGAGGCCGCUGAAGCAGCCGAGGCAGCCGAGGCAGCCAAAGUAGCUGAAGCAGCCGAAGCAGCUCAAGCAGCUCAAGCAGCCGCAGUAGCCGCAGCGGCCGCAGCAGCCGCAGCAGCAGAGGCUGAGCAGGAGGAGAAGAAGAAGAAGAGCAAUGGUAUCAAUAAAGCCUCGACGGUUCAGAUCAAGCAGGAGAUAGAAGAUGAGGAUGAGGAUGAGGCAGAGCUUAACAGCGGUCCCGCCGACGACGCGCCCCAGCCACCCACCAUCGUUGAGGAAUACCGCCGUGGGCAAACCCCCGAGUAUCUCCGCAGCGGCAGUCCAUUCUUGAUGACACUCAAGGAGGAGGAAGAGUGGUACGCAGAGAUUGAGGAGAAAUACGAUGGUGGAAUUCCGCCGCUCGAGCGCCCGGGCGACCCAUCCGCAGCCAAGGCAGAGGGUGAUUCUCGGAAUCCUAUGAGCGUGUAUUGCUGGUUGAGGAAGAACCAACCACAGGUAUUCCUGCAAAACGAAGAAGUGGAAGGUAAAAAGUCGGGACGUGGUCGGGGUGGCCGCAGAAAGGCUAUCGGGGUAGCGGAUUCGGGAGAUGAGGGGAUGGGCGUGGCGACCGGCAAGACGGUGAAGCCUGGGGAGAGCAGCAAGACUGGGCCAUCCAAGCGGAGGAAGACGAACGGGAACGAUGCUACAGGGGGACCACCAGCUCCUGGAGGUACGGGGGGCAAGGGUAGAGGGGGCUCACGGGGUGGACGAAAAGGCGACCCUCCACUCAAGAGGCAGAGGAGUCAUCUUGAGUGAUAUGGUAUGGUGAAGAGGGGUGGCACUUUUGCAGACAUGGCGUUCAUGUUGCGUUGGUUACUUUUCUACCAUUCCGGCAAGUCCUGUUCUAGUUCUCAAUGACAUCCAU